AAAUCACAUGGGUGUAUGUUACCUUGUUCCCCAGUAAGCUUGCUAUUCUCCAAUAUAUAUUUGACCCUCCCUUAUGCCAGAGGCCCAUGAACUGAUUUCUCCAAGAACAAAACCCAAAGUUCUAAAACAGAACAGUUGGAGAACAAGUCAUGGCUCCCUCCUUUCUUGGCACUAAUUAACUGAAAUGCCAUUCUCUAAUCUCUCUCUUCAGCUUUAUUAGGGGUUUACCAUCUCCUCUCUAUAGCCCACUGCUUAAACAUAGGAAAGGGUCGGGGAAAAACUAAUCAAGGGGUGUCCAUGGCAUCAAAGCUACCUCAGUUGCAUGCUAAGGUGAGUUCAGCAGCCAAGCAUGGAUGUGCUUUCUACAAGCAGUUGUUGGAGCAAAAUAAGCAAUAUAUCCAGGAGCCACCCACCGCAGAGAGAUGCCAAUUGCUCGCAAAUCAACUGCUUUACACUCGUCUUGCCAGUAUUCCUAACCGCUGUGAAUCAUUCUGGAAGGAAGUUGAGUCUCUCAAGAACCUAAUGAAGAACAAGCAAGAGUUCAAUAUAGAGAAUGCUGGCCUUGUUGCUCUGUUUGGACUUGAGUGCUUUGCUUGGUUCUGUGGUGGUGAAAUAAUUGGAAGAGGUUUUACAGUAACUGGUUACAGUGUCUAAUUUCAACUGCUUUAAAUUUUCACAUUUAGACUAAUUGUACAAGAGCAUUCAUGUUGAGAGUUUCAAUGGUAAUUUUAUUUUUUAUAAAGUAAAUUUUAUAUUAUUAA
Messenger RNA from Hevea brasiliensis (rubber tree), 761 nucleotides. RefSeq lists its product as uncharacterized. The transcript is spliced from 3 exons. Gene Ontology annotation, molecular function: proton transmembrane transporter activity. The record is from RefSeq and is a predicted model, not a curated record. The coding region runs from base 298 to 654 and encodes 118 amino acids. NCBI's taxonomy places the organism in Eukaryota, Viridiplantae, Streptophyta, Magnoliopsida, Malpighiales, Euphorbiaceae. Gene Ontology annotation, biological process: proton motive force-driven ATP synthesis.